GAUAAGAUGAAAUACUUAACCAUCUUAAUCUCAUUUCUAAGUACUUAACACUUCAAAAUAUUAUAAAUGGAAAUAGAAUUUGUCAUUUUUAUUAAUAUAAGUAAAUCAUUUUCCUGAAACGACUACGGGUGUGUUUGUUAUGGAGCAAAAUGAAAGACAUUCUCAAGCUAUUUACAGAUGACAGAAUUGUUUACUAUGGCAUUAUUGCUAUUUACUGUAUAUUCUUGUUCAAUUUGAUUGUUUGGGGGUAUUUCAGUUUUAUUAUAAUUCUUAUCACUUUUGGUGGUGGAUGUAUUUCAUUUGGGUAUAUUUUCAGGAAUCAAGUUAAAGAUUAUUAUAGUCCCUCAAAGAAAUUAGCAAAAAAAAUUUGUUUCAAAUGCAAUAAAAAUAGUUGUACUGCAUCAAUAAAAUGUGUUAAUUUACAAUGUCCGUGGACAGGUUUAAUGAUAUCAGAACAAAUAGAUUCAUCUCUAGAUAAACUAUUUUCCAAAAUAACCAAUGCUUAUGUGACUAGUUGGUAUAAAAACCUUUCUAAUGACCAACAUUUUGUUAAAGAAAUUAAAUUAAUUAUUAAAUUUGCUUCAAGUGUCUUAUUUAAAAGAUUAUUGCAGUUAGAUUUUGGAAAUAUUGUUCUAUAUAAACUAUUGCCAGUACUUCUAUCCCAUAUAAGUGAUUGUAAACAAAUAGAAAGUGGUAAAAAAAUGAUUCAUCAUUAUGCUGUAUUAAAUCGUAAAACUGAAAUAAAAUAUCUAAGAAAAUUGUCAAUGAGUGUGAUACCAUAUGUUUCACGUCAAAAUGAUUUUCAGUGCAAAAUAUUUUCAAUUAUCUCUCGAGAGUUACUUUCUCUCUGGGUAUUAUUACCGCUGUCUGAUGUUUUAUGCAAUCCUCAUAAUCUCACUCUUGUUUGGUUAAAUCUAUCUAAAAUGCCAAUUUCAACAUCAAAUUCUGCAUUGAAUGAUAAACAAGUUGAAUAUUUAUUAAAAUUUAUUGCCAAAGAACCUCGUGACGCUGUUUAUCUUGAGAUGCGUAGCAUAUUUAAAGAUUCAACAAUUUUAAAUGCAUUUAUGAAAUUUUUAAAAAGUAAAAAUUCUGUACAUCUGUUACAAUUUUGUAUUGAUGUUGAUAACUUCAACAAGCGAAUGUUAAAACCAGAUAUUUCUUCAGAAGAGCUUGAUGUAUUGUACCGAGAUGCAUGGGAUAUUUUUUCAGUAUACUUUAGUUCCCAUUCUCCAGAUUGUAUAUGCUUUGAUACUGAACUAGUAAGCCAAUUAAGAAAAGUUUUAUCAAAAGAUGUUGUCAAACUUCAAAAUUCAAAACCUUUAUAUCAAGCAUAUGAACAAACUUAUUUAAUUUUAGAGAGUAGUUAUUGGGUUGAAUUUCAUAAUUCUGAUGAAUAUUUUUCGUGGAUUUGUGGAUCACGAAACAUAACUGAGAUAAAUUUAGCCCAUGAAUCAUCAAUAAAUAACGAAAACAAAAACUCAUCAGCCAAGAUUGGUCGUAAAUUUAAUAGAAUUAGAGAAGCCUUAAAAUCAAGUACAAUAUAUGAUGGUCAAUUAGAUUCAUUAUCUUCUGAAGGUGAUCCAGAAUAUGGAGAAGAUCUUAUUGUUGAUAGUUCCAUUAUCAAUAAUAGUGAAAGAGAUUUAAGUACUUGGAAUGUAUUUGAUGUGACUUCUACUGUAAAACUAGAAUCCGGAUCAAAUGGAGGUCAAUCAUUAGCAUUUAUUAUUUCAGUUGAAACACUCGAAAACAAUGAAAUCAAACAAUGGUGUGUAGAAAGAAGACUUGCUGACUUUUACACCUUAAAAACUAAGUUAACAGAAUUUCAUGGAGUAUUUUUAGAUGCUCAAUUACCGUCUAGAAGAAUUUUACUCUACAAAGCCGAAAGUGAUGAUACUUAUAAACUUUUUCUUAACCAACUCUUACAAAAGCCAGAACUUAAGGGAUCUGACUUGUUGCACAUGUUCCUAACUUCUGAAGAAAACUUUGAAGAUUCAGAAUCAGCUAUUGGCCGUUUAUUAAGAAAAUCUAUGCCUUUAAAUUUACGUAAAGAAAAAGGUCAAAAUUUAGAAUCAUUCAUUUCAAUUUUUAUGAAUUCAAUCGAAACAAAAUUAAAACAAAAACAUGAAUGGAAAGAUUUCAAUGAAGAAGUUUCUAGUAGAAAAGUAAUAACUGCUGAAAAUCCACUAUAUAAAGAUAAUUUUAACAUUAUAACUGAAGAAGAAAUUGAUUUAAAUAUUUCUUCUCAAAAUGUAUUCUAUCAAAAUUAUUGUAUUAAUGGACCACUCAGCUGUAUAAUAUUUGUUGGUGUACAAAUUUACAAUUUUUCUAACACGAUAGUUCAAUUAUUAUUAGCAAUUAAAGUUAUAUGUGGCAAUUUUAUUGACUCUAUCAUUCAAAAGCACAUAUCAUUGUAUUUAGCUAGAUCAAUUACACCGUCAAAAAUAUCAUACUUGAUUGAUAUUAUUGAAAAUUCAUUGUUUCCUGAGGAUGGAGUGAUUCAGAAUAGUGAGAGCAAAGAUAUUACAUUUGAACAUAUAAUACAACAUAAAAGAAAUUCUGCUUUGUUACCAUUCUACUCAUGUAUUUAUAAAUGCAUUCAAAAUAGUGUGAUGAACAAACAACUAUUUUACAGACUUUUAGAUGUUAUUUUCCUGGAAAUAUUUCCAGAACUGCAGAGUGCAAAUUAAUAUGACCAAAUUAUGUUUAAGUUGUUUCAUUUCUGUGAUACUUUUGAGUGAUAAAAAUGAUUUUCUGGAUGUUAAAAAUAAGCCAUAUAUGAUUAUUCCAGAAUAAAAAUCAUCAGAAAAUUUUUAAUUAUAUAUAAGGUUUAACAUAUGAAAUAUUUUGCAAGGAAUUCCUAAAAUAAAAUGAGUGAGAAUAUUUUAAAUAUUAUUAACUUAUUAAUAUCAAUUCAUUUUUUAUGAAACAGAUUUAUGUAUAUUUAAGUUAUUUAUUAUCUAAUUCAUGAAUUACACUAACAAGUAUGUACUUGUUUCUUUUACAUAAUCAAUUAUUUUACUUUUUUGUUCCUUAAAGUAAAUUAAUAUUAGUAUUUUAUCUUUUGCUAAAACAAAAAAUUAAAAAAAAUAUAUUUUUCCAAUAUUUUAUUUAACUAUUUCAUACAUUAAAAAUAGUUCAAGAUCAACUAAUUUCCCCAUUAUUUAUUACUCUUAAAACUAUUGUUUCUAAUUAGUGGUUACUCAACAUCGUCUACAGUUUAAUUUGUAAAACAUUCGAAUUAUAUUCUUAAGAUAUAUAAAUUCCUUUAAAAUAAGUUGUUAUUACAAAAAAAACAAAUAAUAUUCUAUGAAACAUAAUGUAUUUUUUAAAAUCAUUUUUAGUGAAAAACUAAAGUAAAUAGUUGUUUAAUUAUGCACUUUUUAUAACAUUUUAUAACUCAUACUUAUGCAUUAAAAUUAUUUUCAUAUAAUGUAUAAGAAUAAAGGAAUACUAUAAUAUUGUGAUGUAUUUAUUGAGAUAUUUCUGAAUUCAUUAUUUAAAAAUAGAACUUAUGUUAUUGGCAAAUAAAUAAAAUAAUAAUAUUUUAUUUUUAAAUAUUUUUCAAAUUUGGAAUAAAUAUAAUUAAUAUUUGAAAUGUAAGUUAAAACUCAAUAAAAUUUUAAAGUCAAUGUUCAUAGAUAUCACCUUACAAACUAUUAAAUUUAAAUUUUUAUCCUGUUGAUGGAAAAUGGAAUUUCUUUCUAAUUAUGCAAACUAUUCAUUGACAUUUAUGUGUUUGAUUAUUAUUUUAUAAUAUUUACAUUGUUAUUUUUUUCAAUUUUGUAUUAUAAUAAAAACAUUAUUUUAUCAUCAUUUAUUUAAAUAUAAAUUAUUUAUUUUUUAUAUUAUUAAAAUUAAUUAUUUUAUUUAUUUUUUGUCUAUACUAAUGUAAAUUUUACAAUUAAAAACUUCAACUAGUGUUAUAUAACUUGAGUGUAAAUAAAUGGCAUAAAGUAUUCAUUAUUGACAGUUGAUAUAAACAAUUUUUAUUUGCACUGAUUAACUAUUUCAAGGAUUUAUAUGAACUUAAACUUAUUAUGUUAUUUUACUUUUAUUAAGAAUUUAAUACUUAUAAUUGCGAAAUUUUAUAUAUCAAUUCUACUAUGCAUCUAAAAUCCAUGAACCAAUUUAAGACUUUCAUAAAAAUAUUCCCAAGUUAUUAUUUUUUUCCUAAGAAUUUUUAAUGAAUUUUUACUUAGUUUUAAAAAUAUUUUUAAUACCAACCCAUUAGUUGUUUUAUUUUUCACUUUUCUACUACUUUUAAUUAAAUAUUUAAUAUAGUUUUUUAAUAUUUCAAUUUGUUGGGACCAAUUAAUGGUUAAUAGAAUCAAAAUAACUUUAUAACUAAUUAAUACUUGUGUAUUAAUUGUAUCAGUAAAAUAUUUUUUCACUUUGAACACAGUUACUUUUUGUAGCAUUAUUAUUAUUUUUAUUAGAUGGCUAGCCAAUAGUAUACCCCCAAAAAUACCUAGUGCAAUAAAUUGUAAUACAUAAUAUAAAGAAAUGGAAUAUAAAAAAAAUGUAAACAAAACAAUUGAUUCCUUUUUUUAUUGAAUGAUGAAUGUAUAUUUAUAAUUUUUUAUGUGAAUUAUAAUAAUCCCAUUGUAUAUAUAUAUAUAUAUGUUAUAUGAAUUAAGUACUUUAAUUUUAUAUAGAUUAUUUUCGUCAGUAGCCUUAUUAAUAAAUAUUAUUUAAAUAUUUCAAUUUAUAAGUUUUACUAAUAAUUUGAGUUGUUUAUUGCACUAUAUUUAAGCUUUUAAAAUAAAUAUUUGAUUGAAGUUCUUUGACAAUUAAAAAAUUCAUAUAAUAUAAAAUUUCUUUAUCUAAUAUACUUCAAAAUCAACUGAAAAAUUGUACUUUUAUUAAAUAAAUGAUUACUCUAUCUAGGGUGUAGAUUAUAGUAACACAAGUCCAAAAUACUAAAUUUUUGGGGAAAAAAAAUAUAAACGUUUUAUAUUAUUUUUGAAUUUUCCUUUUUUUAACGUGAUCAAAAAAAUGAAAACAAAUGAUAAAAUCUAAAUAUUUUAUUUCACUCGUCAUUUUAAAUGUAUGUAAUUUAUAAAUAAUUUUUAUAGACUAAAGAAUAUAUAUUUUUGUUCAAAGGGACUUUUACCCAAGAACCGUCCAAUUAUAAGAACAAUAAUUUAAUUUUUUGAACUCAUAUUUUAUUGAAAUUUUCAAUGUUCUUAUUUAUUCUUUUAUUAUUGUAUUGUAUUACAUUAUAACUAUUAUCGAAAUGAUUAAUUAUUAUUGUACAGGAGUGGUUUGGUUAGUUUUUUGUCUAG
This is a messenger RNA of Daktulosphaira vitifoliae (grape phylloxera), 5285 nucleotides long. RefSeq names its product sorting nexin-14-like. Gene Ontology annotation, biological process: autophagosome maturation. The transcript has 10 exons. The record is from RefSeq and is a predicted model, not a curated record. Lineage: Eukaryota; Metazoa; Arthropoda; Insecta; Hemiptera; Phylloxeridae. The coding region runs from base 150 to 2687 and encodes 845 amino acids. Gene Ontology annotation, molecular function: phosphatidylinositol binding. Gene Ontology annotation, cellular component: late endosome.